AUGCUGGUGGAUGUGCACAAGGCUCAGACCAAGUACGGCCUGAACUCAUUCGCCACCGCCCUGCAUGAAUCUUUCAUUCCAUCGGUAACUGGCGAAUUCAUCAUCAAGAGUCUGGAUGAAGCCCACGAGAUUAUUGCUCGCCUUGAACAAGGAACGACCCAACACGCGAAGCCCAGCGCAGGCGGCGCUCUCACCCUGGUGAAUGAGAUGGCAGCGGAAGGCGUACCGAUUGGCCUGGUGCUGCAAGGUCUAGUCAAGCUGCACGGCGCGCUUGCACCAACCUGCUGCUACGAAGCUCCGCUCUACCAAGGCGAUGAGAGCACUGAGUUCAACCGCUUCGACAUCACAACCCUGCUUCAAGGAUAUGAGCCCAGGAUGCGAUGCCGUCUCUGCGAAUACUCGCUGCAGCCAACCUCCAGCGUUGUUGCAAACGCGGUAGCACCAGAAGAUACGUCGACCCAACUGGAUCGUUGUUUGCACGCGACCAGAAUCAGUGGAUCUCUCGCUACUUGA
Molecule: messenger RNA, 513 nt
Organism: Anthostomella pinea
Lineage: Eukaryota; Fungi; Ascomycota; Sordariomycetes; Xylariales; Xylariaceae
Source: the annotation of a GenBank genome assembly